UAUUGAACGUCAAAAGAAAUUGGACUAGUGAUGGGUUAUUCGGAAAGAGAGGCGAGACCGUGAGAGUUCGAGAAUGAAGUGCUACUUCCACAACACUGCUAACUGCUAAGUGCUAACUAAGUGGAUGCUCCUCUAGUCCUCUGUUACACCACAAAUUGAAAAAGGAAACGAAGUUUAAUACGAAUAUAAGAAACCCAGAUAUUGGAAAACGAAAAAAUAAAUACCUGAUAUAUGAACUUUAGUUCAGAAAAAAAAAGGACCAGAAAUAAGAGAAGAGAGUAAAAUUGCAGAAAGAUUAUUACUUUGGAGAGAGGUUGUAUGAAUUCCUUCUUCUCAGAGAACAUUUCUAUUGGUCAGAGGUGGCUUUAAUUCUGGAGUCGGUAUUACGGACAAAAAUGGAGAAGAUUCCUGCUGCUUGUGCUAUGGGCUGGAGUAUUGAGCUUGAGAAAGGGCUGCGGUCUAGGAAGCCUGGUCAUUCUAUUGAGGCAAUAAACUUGAUUGGUCCUAGACUAAAGCAGUGGAGUAGGGAGCCACAAACCACAAUGGCUGUGUAUAACAUGUAUGCCUUAGUUCCUGGGGAGGAUAGGCUGUUUGCAGAUACGAUUCUCCUUAGGCUUGCAGACGCAUUUGUAUCAGGGAACAGAGAAACCAAGAUUUCUGUCAUGAGAGUGUUCUUGUCAAUUCUUAGGCAGUGCAAGAGAAAUGACAGACAAGCACAUGGAAUUUUUACAAACAUGUCUCUGGAAAACAGACUGGAGCUUUUGAGAAGAGUUAAGGUGGUUCUUACUGCUGAGAGUGUUGAGUCCAGGGCAUUGACUUUAGUUCUGCUUGGAUGUUGGGCUGAUAUUGCUACAGAUGUUGCUGAAAUACGACAUGCAAUACUAUCUACAUUGCUCUCUUGUCAUGUCUUGGAGGUUAAAGCGUCAUUGUUUGCUGCUGGGUGCUAUUCAGAAAAUUCUGAUGACUUUGCAUCUGUUUUCUUGGAGAGUCUGCUCAAACUAAUGAAUUCAUCGAAAACCUUGCCAGCUUUAAGAAUUUGCGGUGCACGGACUUUUUCUAAGAUGGGAUGCUCAACUGUACUUGCUAUGAAAGCAUACAAGGCUGGUGCAGAACUUGUAAGUAAAACGUCAGAAGAGGAUAUUUUGGCCACGAUGUUGAUCUCUCUCACAAAGCUUUCUUUGAAAGCAUCCAUUUUGAUUACUGAUCAGGUAUACUUGCUUAGUUCAAUUCUGGAUCAGAAACCAAGCCCAUCCUUACAGGCUACAGUACUUAGAUGCAUGUAUAAUAUUGUAGAGGAAGCAGCAUGCUUUCUUCCUGGUAGUGCUCUCCCAUUUCAGAAUCUGUUCAGAAUGCUUGACGAACCAAAUUUGCCUUCUGCUUUGUAUUGUGAAGUACUACAGAUUUUUCUCAAGAUGCUUGCAUAUGCGUUACCUGAUAUGAUAGUUGCAGACGACUUCAUGAAGCUAUUGAAAUUUGUGGAGGAUGCAACUCGUUCUCCAGUAUUUUCUACGAGACUAUUAGCUUUCCAAAUUUUGGUGCAUAUAUCUAAUAAGCUGAAGGGAAAGGAUGAGAUAAUGGUGGAGGUUAAUUCUAUUACUAAUCCCACUGGAAUUGUGUCAGCUAUUAGCGAUCAGAUAACUCUGUUGGUGAAACUGGUGCCAGGUGGUACCUCUAGCGCUGAAGUAGAGCAAGAACUAGGAAGCAUGCUCAAAGUGCUACUUUUAUUGUUUGAGAAUCAUUCAGAAUUGGGUUCUUUCAUACUGAAUAAACUAAACUCUAUCAUCAAGAAUAUGGCAAAUUCACAAAACAUGCCUUCCUCCGCAAUACAGGUUUCUGAGAUACACAAAGCUGUUAAUGCUGGGAUAAAACAAAAUUUUCCUAUGCGUGUGGUGAUGUUUUACAUCUAUAGAUUUAUGGUGGCGUUCCUUGAAAUUCUGGAUGAUUAUGGUGCUAUCACUAAUGAGAUAAUUAGCAAAUUGAGGCAACUGGGUUCCUUUGUUUGUAACAGCAUUGUAUUCGAUUGUUCAACCCACACAUUUUUUGCCCUUCUACAGCAUUAUCUUGUCAAUUGGAGCUUACCAUCUGAGGACCACUCGAGCUUUUCUUCUCAAGGACUGAGUGGAUCUCCUAAGAGUUUGCUUGAUAGUGAAACACUCAUCCAUGGAUGUGCAAAGAACAUACUUGCAGGAGGGGAUAAUUGGUGUGCCUACAAAGUUGGAAGAUAUGCUGCCUGUCAGGGAGAAUGGUACGUUGCUAGUUUUAUUUUCCAACAUCUAGAAGAACGAGUUCAGUCUGAUUUUUGCUGCCAGUGGUUAAAAUUCUUAGUUAAAUACACCAAUGUUGAGAAGAAUGUCAAGGUGCUGCUUGAGCAAUCGUCCCACUGUUUGCCUCUGGACCGUGUUUUGGUGCCGUCUGCUGCGGAUAAUAGUCCGAUGGGUAUUAUCUCAAAUGAAUAUAUUGAAAAACUAGUUGAUGCUUUUGAGGAUGUUUCUUUAUCUGACAAGAUUUUGGAAGCUAUUUCCUUACAAACGCAAACCCUUUGUUUCCAAAGAUGGUUCACAGCUUUAAGGCUGAAGGUUUUGCUUGUACUGGGUGAUAUACUUAAACUCUUAAAAGGUUGCCUAGAUUCUAAGACUGGCCUCUUCAAUAAGCACACUGGGGGAAAUGAUUUUACUGAUGGUGAACCUUCUUCCCAAAAGAUGAAAGAGGUGAUGUCUUCUCUGGCUGUAGUAUCUGCAAGACUAGCUAGUCUUGCAGAAGAAUAUGAUUUGAUCUCCUCAUCUUUCAUUGACCUGGAUCCGGAAAGCUUAAAAGUAAUUUCAGCUCUUGCAUUCAGUUGUUCAUUGUUGGCCUUCUGCACAGCAUUUACUAAUUUGAUUGCAAAUUCACCUGUUUUUGCCGAUCUGACAAAAGAAUCAGGCUAUUGCCAGACUGUUAUUAUAAAAGAUUUAGCUUUGCGUUUGUGUUAUAUAGACUCCGAGACCUGUAUGAAUCUCAUGUCAUUCUUCAAAGAAUAUCAAUUGCAUGAGAGAUCUGUGCAAUUUCUGCCUGGAUUUCGGAUGUCAAGAGUUGGUCAUCUCUCAAAAGAUAUUCUUACAUUGUGUAGAUCUAGUAUUAGGCAGUUUAUCGGAUUGCAGAACGAGUGUCUGAAUGUCGAAGAUGAAGACACAGUGUGGCAAGUUUACAAGGAUCAUAUGCAACUUCUGUUGAAUAUAGUUGCAGCAUGGAUGCAUAUCCCUUUCAGGGUUCCCAAGUACUUCUUCAGAGUAAGGCCUACUGUCGGUUCUCUGCUUGUUUCUGUAAAUGCUGGUAGCAGAAAACAGAACGAGUUAUAUGUCUCGAGGGGAUCCCACUUAGCACUCAAUCUGAGUAUUCUGCUUAAGAAUGUGACAUCAGAUGUUUCAUCAAGAUUCUCCAAGAUUCAUUGCGUCCUUCAUUGCAAAACAUCAUUUUUGGGGACAAGACGUAUUGGACAGCCCAGCAGAGAAGGAUGGACAGGUUAUCAAGCAUCAGAAACAGAUAUUGCAAUAGAGUUGAAUAAGAAAUUGCGGUGCCAUAUCAUGAAGCGGAACCGAGAAUUCAUGAACUGUUCGGACCAUCAAAGUGACAGUAAGACGGUGGAGACGUGUGUAUGUUUUGAAACAAAUGGCACAUCCCAGGGGUUCUCGAAUUGCCUGUUGGAUGUUUCUGCUUUUCCUGUUGGUUCCUAUAGAAUUCACUGGCAUAGUGGCGGUAUUGACCAUCAAGGAACUUAUUGGAGCUUCCUACCACUGAGUCCUUGUCCUGAGUUCAGUGUGAGAUGACCAUCUUAAAGUGCCCUUCCGGAGAAGUCCCAGUGAAACGUGUGGUUCAAAGUGAACGAUCAAAUCCUCAAUGCCUUUUUUACACUCGUGUGCUUGUUUCAACACCCUCAAAGAUUUUACCAUUUGGCAUUACUCUUGAGGUGGAAUCCGCGAGACAUUUCUAAGCUAAGAAAGACUUACUGCAAGAAUGGUACUCACAAGUCCCAUGCAUGGGUACAUAUGCUAGUUGUUAUUCUGCUUCUUCAUUUGAAUUGUUUUGCUUAAUGUAGCCUAUGUGGUCUUAACGUGGGAUACAAACGAUCUGAGAGGCCUCUACUUGGAGUUGCAAUUUGUAUCUCAGUUGCCAUAGCUGCAACAACUAUAGCAGAAAUUUACACAAUGUUAUCCCCUUAGGAAAGGAGUAUGAAGAUGAUCUCCCUGUUGAUGAGGAACCCAUGUUCCUAUGACUGCGGCAUGUGAAAGUAUGAACAUUUUGAGGUCAAAUUUUCUAGAGAAGAGGUUGUCCUUUGCGGUGAGAGAAGAUGGAAAGAUUUCAACCAACAUGAGAGGUGGAAUUUUCUGAUAUGCGGGAUGAUAUUUCUGUAUUUUUGCAACUUCUGUGGUUAUGGAUGGAACAUGGAGAGUUUAGGAUUUAGGAAUAAGUAUGCUCCCAUUGCAACUUUCAUCUUGUUUUGUUCUGCCCCAUUUUGGAUUUUCAAUUUGGUUGGCCUCAAUGCCUAUAAUGGCAGUGUUAGGCAGGCUUUAGGACUUACUGGGUUCUUACUUUGUGGGUUUGGUUUACUCUACAGUGGUUACGUAUGAGGAAGAGGUUUAACUUGUCUGGGCAUACAUCUUGUUGCAGCAAUCCUGCUAUUUCUGAUUGUGCUUUUGUGAUUUUGCUGUGGUUGGUGCUCACUUGCACAGGAGGUGUGAUUGCAAACAGCAAAUUUCUAUGAUAUUGCUCAAGACAAGUUGUAUAGGAAACAACACAAUGAAAAUGGCGAGCUAGGGUGCUCAGAAUUGUCUUUUGAAGAUGGAGAAAUGACUGACAGCAACAAUCUGUCCCUAAGCUCUCAGGUGUUCCCGUCUGACGGCUCCAUGAUCGUAAGAGCAAAUUCCAGUUCUGAAAGAACAGAAGAAGACUCGAUAAGGGAAAGUACGUCCAAACUCGCCCUUAAUGAUUGACGGAGAAGGCAAAUAGCAUGGUCAUUGCAUAAUUGUAAAGAGAUGCAUCGUAGAUGGUUGAGGUUUUUAACUAAUAUGCAUUUUCAAUAUAGGCUUGGAAUGGGAUCACAAUUUUGUGUGUAAGACAAAAUGCUACUUCAUGUGUGCUCCAUAUUUAUCACAUUUCUUGAGUCUACUAGUACCAUAUAUUUCAAAUCAUACUGCAUUAUAAAGCAAGUUUUGAGCAUUAGAGUGAGAUUUACAUAACACGACAUACUCAUAUAUCCAUGUUAUUUGGAAUUAUUGGAAUUAUUGGAAAGUUGGAAUGUUAAAUGUAGGUGUAUCUUUUCGUGUGCA
Molecule: messenger RNA, 5303 nt
Organism: Beta vulgaris subsp. vulgaris (sugar beet)
Lineage: Eukaryota; Viridiplantae; Streptophyta; Magnoliopsida; Caryophyllales; Amaranthaceae
Exons: 9
Coding region: 396-3803 (1135 amino acids)
Biological process (GO): snRNA 3'-end processing
Cellular component (GO): chloroplast; integrator complex
Molecular function (GO): hydrolase activity, acting on ester bonds
Source: RefSeq, a predicted model, not a curated record